Molecule: messenger RNA, 771 nt
Organism: Penicillium angulare
Lineage: Eukaryota; Fungi; Ascomycota; Eurotiomycetes; Eurotiales; Aspergillaceae
Product: putative C2H2 finger domain protein
Exons: 2
Coding region: 1-771 (256 amino acids)
Source: RefSeq, a predicted model, not a curated record
AUGGCUCCUGGUAGUGGGCGCGACUUCAACUGCACUUGGGAACAAUGUGGCAAGCUCGUCACCGCAGAAUUCACACUGGCAAGCGACCAUAUAUUUGCCAAGAGCCCACCUGUGAACGAAGGUAAGACAGCUUCAAUUUGGUUCAUUAUGCAGCAUCAACAAACUUACCAAAGAGCGCAUUCGCAUAGUUUCUGUCGUAAGACAACCCUCACGAAACAUCAGCACCGUUCCCAUCCCCCAGGAUCUUUGACUCGACCGUCAUCCGAAGAUGCGAACUCCGAGCACUCCUACCACGGGCCUCCAGUGACCGUCUCUAUCCCCAACCCCAAUGAACAGUACUUGCUCGCUCAGCAGCCCUAUUAUCCGAACUCUGCAACGCCAAACCACGAAUUUUAUUCGCCACAAAAUGUUCAGAUGGGCCCAGUACAAGUCCACGAGGGUGCACAUCCGAUUGUCCCGCAAAAUGCUCCCGUUACGUCGCCAAUGAGUAUGCCGCACGCUCCACCACCACAGGCGCCUCCCCAACACCCACAGGCCCACCCGCAGCAACAUCAGCAAUAUCUUCAGAUGAUGCAGCAGCGUUAUGAUCCUACGCCUCGCACGAAUUAUAUACCAGAAUAUCAUCAUCAAGCGCCACCGUAUCAGGGACACCAAUUGCCGGAGGGACAGCCAAUGAUGGUGGGAUACCAUCCUAAUUUCCAGUACAAAACCCCUACCCGGAUCUUGAAUCAACCGGAGGGGACUGACUGGGCUUUUCUGGGAGUAGGAUAA